CAGUUGUCGACCUUCAUUCAAUUGAGCUAUCAUGUCUGCAUUCAACACACCAUGGUUCAACUCGCAAGAUCGGAGCUUCUUCAACGUCUUGAACAAAUCCAAGAUCGCUCAUGUUGUCCUCGCGGCAGAGACGGAAGAUUUCGAUGAGGAGACUGAGCAGCAGUGGAAAGACGAAGGCUUCCACGUGCAAUACGUACCUCUGCUCAAAGGCGGUGAUGACUUCAUCAACCGCAUCCAUACGACCGGAGAUACCUUUGGAGUAUCAGAGCAAUAUGCCAUCGUCGCAUACGGCGAUGCCGCAUCACUCGCUCUCGAAGCCCACACGAAGCCCAAUCACCCCAAGCUCGUUGCCAUAGUCGCCUACUACCCAACCACGAUCCCGGCCGUGACCACCAAAUUCCCCUUUUCAAUCCAAGUUCUAGUACACCUCGCCGGCAACGAAGUCAACGUCUGGAAGCAAGGCGAAGUCCUCGGGAUCCAAGGGAAGCGCAGAAGACUCCAAAAGCGCAUCGAUCCUGGAAUCGGCUACGGUGAAUGCCUGAAGCUUUCGUACAAAGCCUACACCUACACAGGUGUGCAGCCAGGUUUUGCUGAGCACGAUCUCGACGAGUAUGACCCGAUCGCGGAUGGGAUCGCCUUUACUCGGAGUAUUGCUUGCGUUCGGAAAGGAUUCCGAGUUGACAAUGACAUCGAGGCCGUGCGGGACCACCAUGCGAGGUACAUGUACUCGGGCCAGACCGACCGAACGAUGGCUCAGGUGCGAUCUUACGGCCAUGUCCUGCACACGCCUACCCUCGUUGGAGGCGUUGGAAGCGAAGAUCUGGAAUACUUUUACUCGGAGCUCUUCACGCCUAUUCCAGCCAACAGCAACACGCAGAUCCGGCUCCUGAGUCGCACAAUUGGCACGGAUCGAGUCGUGGACGAGCUAUUCGUAUCCCUCGCGCACUCAAUCGAGAUCGAUUGGCUGCUUCCUGGUAUUCCGCCGACGAAUCGGAAGAUCGAGAUCGUGAUUGUGUCAAUCUUUCACUGCCGGCAGCAUUGA
Messenger RNA from Zymoseptoria tritici IPO323, 1042 nucleotides. RefSeq lists its product as uncharacterized. Bases 32 to 1042 code for a protein of 336 amino acids. Gene Ontology annotation, biological process: polyketide metabolic process. The record is from RefSeq and is a predicted model, not a curated record. The transcript is spliced from 4 exons. Lineage: Eukaryota; Fungi; Ascomycota; Dothideomycetes; Mycosphaerellales; Mycosphaerellaceae.